Lymnaea stagnalis (great pond snail) is the source of this 27646-nucleotide messenger RNA. Lineage: Eukaryota; Metazoa; Mollusca; Gastropoda; Lymnaeidae. The record is from the annotation of a GenBank genome assembly.
UCAGUAUCUGCAGACGAAAGGCUUUACUUUUGACAAAGUAGUGACCAACCCAGAUUGUUUCUGCCCGAGAAGAGCUGUCACUAUUGUUAAGGCACUUUUAAAAUCAGGCCAAUAUGGAAUUUCAGUAGAGAGAAGAUUAAGUUUUUAGAAGAGAAUGCAGGAGAAAAAAUAAAAGAUGCCAGACUCUCUUUGCGAGAAGGAAACAGUAGGGAGAUGCUGAAGUGUAUUGAUGGCUUUUAUUUUGAACUCCAGAUCAGAUGAUCAGCGAUCAAAGUAGCAGUUAUGUUUGAGGCUGUUCAACCCCAGAGUCUACUAUCAGUAAGUGAAGAAGAGUUAUUGGUGUCCGUUCCAAAGUUAGUCUCUUUUUUUACGAUGAGGUAUCAGAAGAUAACCUUUUAAUAGAAAUACCAAAGGCUUAGAAGAUACCUAAAGGCAUCUGAUAUUUAAUUUCACAAAUUCAUAGACUGGUCAGUAUUUGGUGUUUUGAAAUUCAUAGCUGAAUGGGUGUUUCUAGAAUCUCUUCCAAUACUCUCACUAAACCUUCAUUUUUUCUUGCGAUCUGUGUGUCUGUGGCUUCACUUUAUACAUAUUAUACUCUGCUCAUAUAAUGUCGAAAAUGUUUUUUGUUUUUUUAAAAAUUUAUUUAUAGGCCUACUUUAAGGAAGAAAUCCCCCAUAAAAAUAUUUCUUUUGGCGCACAUUUUUUAUCUUUUAACAUUGGCUAGAUUGCCUAGUCUAAUCAUGUCUAAUGAUCUCAAUAAACCAUUUUUUAUUCUACCUUUGAAAGUUUAUAACUCUGUUUCUAAAAAUUUCACCAUAUUUUAAAACGUAGACUUGGCCACAUUUAGAAAUACCAUGAUGUCUAAUUGAUUGGGACAAAAUUGCUCUUAAUAAAAUUCAUUUAUUGUUAAUACAAAUAGCAGAAAAACCUUUUUUACAAAAAUUUCAAUGUAGUAAAACUUUAAUAAGACCACCCUAGCGGCGAUACCACUUCGGUGGAUACCGAACAUGACGUCACGUAUUCCACGUUUGUAACAAGAUGGCGUCCUUGGUUAGUAAAAGAUCCAUCCUUUUUGUUGCCAUUUUUUUGUGUUUUCAAAUAGCGAAUAACUCUAAUACGGAUUCCUUACCAAGAAAUAACCUAUUUAAUUAUUUGAAAAUGUAUGAUUUUGUAUGACACUGCUCAGUUUUUUAUGUGGUCUAGCUGAGGCUAAUAAUGAGUAAUUACGGUAGGUCUUCAGUCUUCUUCUACUUCAAGUUGUCUUCUUCUGACUUCUAAGACUACGCCGAUCUUUUCUGACACUAAACUUGUGUCGUCCCACAAGUUAGUUGUUGAUCACUGUACACUACUUUACAGUAUAGGUCGAUUAAACUCUCAUGCAAAUGACUACACUCAAGUGUCUACAAUCUACUAUACUAUGCCUAUGCCCUACCUAUGACCUAUGCCCCCAAUUUAUUUUCUAUAAUUUCACAAAACUUAUCUUAGAAUAAAUGUAAAAAAUCUUCUUUUUUUUGGUCUCCAUCUAUGAUUGUUUUUUUUUCAUACCACCCUCAACAUUGCUAACAAAUAUUUAAAGUUCGAAGUGGUUAUGCGCAGCCGACUGCGUAUAACCCUGAGAGUUAUACGCAGUCGGCAAGUCACGUGAGGUCUAUAUGAGUCCUGUGUUACAGUAUUAGUAUCGAUCGAUAAAGGUGCCUCCUUAUCAGAUUGACUGGGUGGUCGAAUGGUCUAAACUGAGCAAACAUCAAGUUGGUGGACUUGAGUUCAAUUCCAGCCGAAGGUCAGCCAUGAAUAUGUGUUAGUUGUUAUGCUUGUUCUCGAGAAUGGAGCAAAAUGUAGGCUUAAUGUAGGGACCUCAGUAUCGACCGGAAAUACCCGAAAAACGGGUAUCGUAUUUUCGUUGUCAUUAUGGCGACCUCUACUUUUUAAUUUACUGAGGGUAUCGUUGUUUCGCGUUUCAUAAUCGAUAUUUAGCAUAAUAAUAUAAUUUUACUUCCGCCAAUUACUUAAAGCCGACAUCUUUCCUGUUAUAUUAAGAGUUCGUUUGAUUUUUUGGGUCAAGAUUAAAGCUUUGAAAAUUGAAGUUAAAAAUUGGUCAACUUCACUCAAGAAUAACUUAAUUUAAAAAAUGCGCUCUUAAAUAAAAAUACUCCGCUCUUUUAGUUUAUAUGUUCAUUUAAAACAUAUCCAAAAUUCAUGAGUGUAGACCAUGGGUGGGCUUCAAAAACGAAUUUCCAAGAUGUCAUUUUUUUAGGCUAUGUAAUUUGUCAUCAUGGCCACCGUGCUUGUCUGCUUAUUUCCAAUUAUCGAUAGCAGCCGUGGGGUAAUUAAUAAUUCAUUAAGUUGGUUAUCCAGAGUGUAAAUGGGAAAUAUAACUAAUAAUAAAUCAUUUUAUAUAAAUAAAAAAUGUUUUAUAACAUAAAUAAUUAUUAUUGGCUUAUUGAAUAUCAGUGAUUUUAAUUUUUGGGUUGGUUGCCAUGGACCUGGCUGACACUGACAUGGGAAUGAUAAGCUCUUGUCUUUGACUUAGAUAGUGAUAGGCUUAGUUUAAGUAUUAUAAUAGUAUUUAUACUAUUAUAAAUGAUUUAAGGAGUGGGAUAAAUAGCUUUUAUUACAACUAAUAUAUUUAUCAUUUAUAUUAGUUUAUAUAUUUAUAGAUAAAUAUUUAUUUGUAUAUAUAUAAUAUAUAUAAUGACCAUUAGGCUAGAGGCCUUGUAUACAUAUAAUAUAGUAUAAUACAAAGUAUACUAUAUCAGGGUUAAGGCCUAGACCCAACCCAACUAAUUUGUAGGGCCUAUUAUAAUAAAUUAUAUUUAAUGAUAUUUUAGGAUAUGUAAUAAAAUUUUAAUGAAUAUUGUGAUUCUUACUUAAGGCAUAAACUAAGUAAAACAUUUUGAAAUAUUCACUUACCUUUGGUAUUGAAAUAUCCUAUAUUUAAUCACAUAUCACAAUAUUCCACAAGAGAAUUAUUAUAUAAUCCUCGGUUUCUCAAAGAAAAAACACACUUUCUGGCACUACAAUCCAAGAAUUACUUAAGAUAUUAUUACAGAACAAUCAUAAUAACCUGUACUUACCUCUAGUAAAUGACUAGAACUUAUUUUAUUAACAGCUAAAGUCAAAGUUGAUUCUAAUAAUACAUGUGGAUUUGUAAAACAAGAUUACAAACUUAAAAUAAAUGACAUGCUGAUUGUUUUGUCAUACUCAUAGGAAUAAUAUAAUAUAUAGUAUACAUAUGUAGAAAAUGGUAAAAUAAAAAGUGUAAUUGUCAAUUUUAAAUAAAUAAAACAAAUAAUCCCUUUAUUAUUUGUUUAUGCUUAUAAAUGCUAAACAAUUCCACAGAAAAUCUGCAAUUAAUAUCUAAAGAAUAUUAUUAUUAUUAUGAUUGUUGGGAAAUUAAAAACAAAAUUAAAACAAAAUUUUAAUUAAUUAAUUACAAAUAAGUGAUGAGUCAGCAUUUUUAUACAUUUUUAAUAGGCAAAUAAUAAAGUUUUUUUUUUUAAUAUUUGCGGCACAUUAACAAAAACUAAUGUAUAUUUUGUGGCUUUAUUUAGAAGUACUCUUAUUUAACUAUGUUCCCUGUAAAUAUUAUAUUUUUGUCUCAUUUUAUAAUAAAGUUAUAGGCGUUAAAAAAAAAAGCAAAAUGAGGGUCACAAAUGUGGAGGAAAAUCCCAUAGUAAAAAAGUGGUUUUGAGGUCCCUACUAAAAAAUUCAUAACUUUUGAACCACUUGAGCUAGAAAGUUGAUCUUGGUGUUUUUGUAAUCUAUUCUCCAGGCUCUAUACAGCUGUAGUAUUUUUAUAUUUUUAAAAAUGUUUUGAAAUUUUCAUCAAAGUGACUACUUAUUGUUUUAUUUUGUUGUGGCUAAAACAUGUUGAAACAUGAUAAGAAUUAUUAACUUGACCAAUGUAAGGUUAAUAAUGUUAUUCUUAAAAUGAUCAUAUUAUAUGUUUGUGUUGUUAAUAUAUAUUUUGUGCUGUUAACUAAUUUUGUGGCAGAUAAAAACAUGUUUCUCUGGUACAGUAAUUAUAAUCAUGGGUGAUGAGUAGCAGAAAAAUAGCUGUAGGGGCAGGGGGUUCUGUAGAGAGGGCACUGUAUGUAAGUAAUACUUUCAAACAGUUAUAGUUUUGCAUGGAAGCAGAAAACUGUUACAUUUAUGUCACAAAAAAAAUCAUAAAUUAUAUAAUUUUUAAAAAUAAAUAGAAUAUAUUUCCUGAAUUAGUCAGUAAAACCAACCACAUGAUGGUCAUAGCAACAUAUAAAAAACUAAUCAAUCAGAAUACAGAACUAGACUUAGACCAUGGAAAUGCCUUUAAAAAAAUCAUCUUCUCAGGCUUAGACUCUAAGAAAUGUAGACUUUGACUUAGAUUUAUAAUUAUAAUAUAUAAUAAUAAAAUAAUAAUAAAGUUCAUUUCAAAAACACGCUUCAUCCCCAAAGGCUCGAAGCGGGGUACAUAGUGAACAAAAAACAAAUCUAUAAUUUACCACAUUUAAAACAAACGCAACACUACAAAAACUAAUUACAAGCAUACAAUGUCAAAGUCUUUCAACCCAUUUCAACCGUGAUACAAGCAAUAAUACUAAUAAUAGCACUAAUACUAAUACUAUUACUAUCAUUCAAUUUAAUUAAAAUUAAUUCAAUUAAAAUUUUACGUUAAACACAUUAAAGUUAUAGUUCAAAACAACACACAAUGCAGCUAAUUACACAUAAUACUUUUUUUAAAAAAUUGCCAAACUAGCGGUAAUAAACCUUAUUUGGCUAAAUUCCCAGCCGACUGCGUAUAACCCUGUGUAUAUUCUGUGUUAUAUAGUCCAAUAAUAUUAACCCUAUAACUGUCUAGAACAAAUUUCUAUAAUAGUGAUAAGCCAUUUUUAGCUACUUCGGUAAAUUAUGAGAGAUCUCCUCGGGGUAUCCGCCAUCUUGGUUGACAAAACCUGUUAAUUUUGUCACUAAACCUAAACUAAAUGUAUCCCUAUGCCUAACCUGAACCCUAAAUCGAUCCCCAUGCCUAACCUGAAACCUAAAUCGAUCCCUAUGCCUAACCUAACCCUAAAUCAAUCCCUCAACCUAACCUAAACCCUAAUUCUAUGCAACUAUAAUAAACACGCAAUGACGUCAUGGUCUUCCCAUUAAAAAUCAGCCGCAAUUUCAUAUUCAUAUUCAUUUGCUUGUCAAAAAUGACAAAAAUCCCAGACUCGGACUAAAUGAAUUCAGAGACUCUUACAAUUAUAAAUUUUCUGAAAGUCAGUGAAAGUACAUUGGACAAGGAAUCUUAUGGGAUGAAAAGAAUUUGUUUUUAUAUUAUGUAGGCUUUUACAGAGUGAGUAAAAUUGUAGUACUCGCUCAACUUCUGAAUUCAACCCACCCUAAAUACUCCAUAAAUUGUUCAUAUUAUCAUAAUUUAUGGUUACUUACCUGGAAAAUUGUGAUAUUGGUGAAUUUUUUCAUUCACUGCCUUCAAAUUUCUGUCAUACAAAAUACAUGGGGGGAAGGAACAAAAUGAGUUUAAAAAUUCCUUUUCAUUUGAAGUUAUUAAAUCCAUUUUUAUUUAUUAAUUUAUACCUCAGAACAUAUACAAACAUGAUAAUCUUAGGGGUAGAUCUUUGGGAUCAAAUCCGUGUCUUUUUCUGUUCGAUUUCCACCCUUUCCCAAUCGAAUGUGUCUGUAACAAUACAACUAAGCUUAGGGAUAAAAUUGUCAAUAUCUCGACAUCACCGCUAGAGCCUAUACUGUCAUUACUAACACAUGGAAUAGCUUUGCUUUCAUUUUAAUUUAUUUCCAAUAAAGAAAUUCUGUGUUAAUUUUGACAUCCCAAAGGGAGGGCCCUCUCCUGCAUCAGACAGUAUGGCGGUGAAAAAAUUUGAGAAAAUUUCACACCUAAUUAAUCACAAAAAAAGUCCCUGAUAAAAGCAUGUAAACACACUGAUAGUAACGGAAAUAGGAAGCAAACACAUUUUUAUAGAGUGAUUUCCCCUUAAACAGUAUAAUUUAAAUCGAUUCACAUUUUUAUGACAAUUUGCUAAUGUCAGCCGCGACACCACAGAAAGGGGUAUAACGGCUGAUGAUUGGCUGUUAUGACAGUUAUAGGGUUAAUUUAAAUGAUUGAAAGUGUUAAGAUUAAAUAGACCCCUAUCAUGCAUUAUGUCAGCUUGACAUAUCCCCCUGAAUGCUAAGUCAGUACCCCUCACUUAAGCGUAAAUUCAGCCCUAAAUUUACACACACACACACAUAUCCCCCCCCCCUGCGUAGAUAUUCAAACCAAAAAUCUAUGACCUAACCCUGAAACCAUGUGUUCGUGUGCUAUAAUAAUCUCUUGACUAUUAAGAAAAUUAUAAAUUUAUUAAAUUAUAUUAAAAAUCAUUUUUGAAAUAUUUAAAAUAAUGAAAACCCAACUAACAGUCAUCAAAUACACUUUUAAACAAUUUAUAAAUCCAAAAGUUUUAAGAAAAGUUAAAAUCUACUUUACAAAAUGAACAGACGAUGACCCAGUCAAAGUGGAUGACCCAGAUUCAAAUGGCCUCAUUCUGAUUUGAAGUAUUACAAUUAGACACCCUAUGAAAUAUGUUUUUUUAAAAAUCUAUCAAUCAAAAACAUUCCAUCUGCCGAUUAAUAUAAAAAAGGAAAAUAGUAAAAAUCUGCCUAUAAAAAAAGGGUCCCCUCAUCAGAAUCUUAGGAGCGAAACAGAAAGCGCACAUUGUCCAAAAGUAGUAGUAUCGGUAUUAGGGUAAUAGAAUAAUUUAUUAGUACUAUAUUAUUUUUAUACUAACCUAUAUGAUGUAAGUAAGGGCUUUGAUAUCGCUCUGGAAAACUGGAUAUCGGGUAUCGUAAUUUUGCUGUCAAAAUGCCAACAUCCCCUUUUUAAUUUACAAAUGGUAGCAUUGUUAGGAUUUUUUUUGCCACCAUCUAUUUCCACCAUCAACUUAAUUUAUAUAUGUUUGUUGUUGAUUUGAAACUUUUCUUUUAUAAAAAAUUUGAUGUUUUGACACACCAACGAGGAAUAUUCAUGUGUGGAAUCAAUCUAUGUAAAGAAUUUUCUGUGCAGAAUAUUUUUGGUGCGCACAAUUGUAAAUUUGAAAUAUUUUGAAAUUCAUAGAACCAUAAAAAGUAAACCAUAGUGAAGGGCCCAACUAGCCAGUAGGCCUAUUAUUUAACUUUCAAAGUGGCUAAAAAAUAUUUUUUUAACACAUGUUAAAAAUGGCUUUUUUAUUGACCUCCAAUUAUAAUUGAACAGCAUAUAGAUUUUGAAAAAGCCACUGAUAGUGUUGAAAGGAAACUUUGUGAAAACUAUUGCAUCACUAUUUAUGAGGGGACACUAACUGAGAGUCUUUCGAGAAAGAUUCAGGAUUGCGCUACGGCUUUCUAUUCUCACCAUUUCUCUUUCUUAUAGUAUUUAAGUCCUAGAUCGGAUAACGAGGAGGACAACAGGAAGUUGGGGCAAUGGAAUACAAUGGACCCUUUUAAGUGACUAGAAGACCUGGAUUUUGCAGAUUACAUAGCCUUAGUUAGUCCAAAGCCAAAACAAAUACAAUAUACAGCUGAAAAACUUGAUAUAAUUUCUAACAUGUGUAACCAGGCAAACAAGACCCUGGAGUUCUUGAGGCAUAAUCUAAAGAUUGGCAACACCAGUGUGAAAGAAAGAGCCUAUAAAGCCUUUGUUCCGUUUUAGAUUAUGCAUCUUCAGUCUGGGACCCAUUUACCCAGAAGAGCAUUGACAGGUUGGAGGCUGUCCAGCGACGGGCAGCACGCUUUGUCCUGAGCCGCUACAGGAAUACCUCUAGUGUUGGCAGCAUGCUGGAAACACUGGGCUGGUCACUAUUGGAGGAACGACGACGCCUAUCCAGGCUCUCCAUAUUGUAUAAGAUAAAUAAUGGGCUAGUCCACUGUUCCAGUAUUAAACAGAAACUCGUCCCUCUCCCCAUAGACAGCGACGAGGCCAUGACAGGCAAUUCCGGCUCUUACCAGCAAGAAGCCAGUAUAGGAACUGCUCAUUCCUGCCAAAGACAAUCAGGGACUGGAACAAGCUUUCAAAAGGAACAGUUGAGGCAACAACACUAAACACAUUUGCGUCUUAUUGCCUCAAGCCUUUCAACCCCCCGUGCAUGAUUCCCUCACAAAGUAGCACAUGCAAUCAGUGAAAUACCCUCAUCAUCACCAAGCACAGAAACAUAGCAAAUCCCCUCUGCAUGCAUAGGAGCCAAAAUGAUCAAUAAAUAGAUUGUGGGCCCUUAAUAUAUAGAAGAAUAAGAAGACUGAUUUGAUAUCAAUCAAAACAAAACAAAAGUUAUGAGAAUAAAUGCAAAUAGCACAGGAGCUUUAGCAAUAAGAGAGAAAGCAAUAGGAGAAGUAGAUAAUUUUACCUAUCUAGGAAGUACAGUUAGUAAGGAUGAGGUAGUGGAGGCAGAUUUAACAACUUGAACACAGAAGGCAAGAGGAUCUUUUGCCUUACUUAAAAAUGUUUGGAACUCAAGUCAAAUAAGAAUAAAGACAAAAAUUAAAAUUUUAAACUCAAAUGUUAAGUCUGUUCUGCUAUGUGGCUCAGAAAGCUGGAAAUAAACCAAGAAAGAUAGAAAAGGACUGAAAACCUUUGUGAAUAGUUGCCAGCAUAAAAUACUCAACAUCAAGUUGUUCCACAAAAUCCCAAACACAGUAAUGAGGGAAAUGACCGCUCAAAUCCCAGUGGAGAUGGAUAGGUUAUACCAUGAUAAAACCCAUGCCAAGCAUAACAAGACAAGCACUGGUAUAAAACCCUCAAGGACCAUUGGGAGGAGGAAGACACAAAAGCACACAGAGAAGAGAUGUCAACAAAGAGUUAAAUUUAAUAAAGACUAAAAAGAUUUUGAAAGAGUUAGAGAAGAUAGCUAGAGGUCAAAAGGAUUGGAAAGAAAUUGUUAAUGACCUAUGCUCCAUAGGAGUUAAAAAGGAAAAGAAGAAGAUUGACCUGAAGCCAUGUUUAUGUUAGCUGAAAACUAUAAAAUAUGGUGCAAAUUUGAUAUAUUUUUAAAGUUAUGUAUUAAUUUUUUUUAAAAGUUGAAAUGGAUGUGUCACCGUUUUAUUAAAAGUUAAAACCUUGCUGUUUAAAAAUAAUUAUUCUUAAAUAAAAAGUGUGAAAUGACAAAAUUAACUAAAGAAAAUUCUCACUUGUCACACAUUUUUAAAGCAAAUAUUUUGUUUCAUAUGAUGUCUGUGAUCAAUAGGUGUCAUCUGAAAGAUCAUGGUUUCCAUUUUCUUUGACAGCUUCUUUCUUUACCUUCUUUGAUUUAUUAUAUUUUUUUGUACUAAAAUGUGUUUGUAUAAGUAUAAAUGCAUUAGAGAGAAUUUAAAAAAAUAAUUAAUGUAAAGAUAAUCCAAAAGUUUUCUAAGAUUUACUCUUUCCAUGAUUUUCGAUGAGUCAAGACAUUACUAGUUAAAUAGAACUUUUCAAGCUUUAUUUUUUAAAUUUUUGUGUUCUAAUUUUAGUUUUUAAAUCUUUAGGCCCUAUUUAAUAUUAUUGUCUGCUUAGGUUUUAUAAUGCUACAGUAACUGUAACAUAUCGUGUGUUAUGUUUUUCAUGAUACAUAGAUUUCAUGUAAAUGCAUCCAUUGGUGUUGUUAGUUUUACUGGCCUAGUAGACAUAGUGCCAGACUUUAACUUCAGUUUUAAUUUAUAUCAAAGUCUCCUAAAUAUUAUAGUAGUUACAUAAUUAGCAUUGUUAUGAAGGGUUUGUAAAGUAUCAAUGAAAUUUUGAUGUGAUGUGAUAUGUAAAUGAUUUCAUUGAAUACCAAUGUCAUGAUGUUUAACUGUAUUAUAGUCCUAAUAGACUUAAUAUAUUUCUUCUGUUUUGGUUUAUAUGACAUGUUAUGUUAUUAUUUGUGUUUGUGAUGUUAUCUAGUAACCAACUUUUUUACUUAACUCCGCUCCAGACAUAUUUUUGUUAUAUCCAGCUCAGCUAUGAAUGCAGCAAAGUAAUUGUAAAAAAAUUUAUGUUGAGUAUAUCCCUCCUUGUUCUAUAUGAGUAAACAGCAUAUAGUAAGAUAAGAUAAGAUUCUUUACCAGACCUGUUUACUCUUACGAUUUUGGCGUACAGUGUACGAAUUUGAGGUGUAUAAAUUAUAUAUAAUGUAUUAUUAUUUUUUUACUAUUAAGAUAAUAUAUUGAAUGAUUUUUUGAUGAUAUUGUACGAUUUUAAGAGUUUGAGGGGAAACAGAUCUGCUUUACUGAUCCCAAUAAAUGGAAAUGUUUUUUUUUUAUUACAUUGUACAUUUAAAGCAACUUAAACUCAAGACAUCUUAAGAAUUUCUCUAGCGUAGAAAUCAGCCAUGAUUGAAGACCUUUAGUGACAAUAAUGACUUAAUUAAGAUUUGGUAAUCGCUGGGGGAGCACGUCCCUAAAUUCGUAAUUAAGUAAAUAUGUGUUUUAAAAAACAGGAUUGCUGAAAAAAAUAAUUGAUGUUUCAAAAUCAGAUUCAAUCUUCCAAAUUUUUCAAAUAUCUCACGAUCCGAAAAAAUUCUGAUUCAGUCAUUUGUAUUGCAUCUUUAAUGGUGAUGAAAUUCCUUUCAGAUUUGUCUUCUUCAAAUAAAUGAUGUAUCUGAAAUUUAGGACAUCCUCGUCUCACAUUCAGUUUGUCUGAAAUGCAUUCAUCUUCUUUCAGGUCAAGAUAUCAAAUUUACUGAUAUUUCAUAUUUGUAAAUAACGACACCAGCAUUUUCAAGUGAGAUUUCUGAUUCAUGAAUUUGAUCAUUCUCACAGACUGCUAAUUCCAUCUUUGGCAGAUUUUGUAUCCUAAAGGCAACUUUCCUAAUCAUAUGCUAAUAUUGAAAAGUCCUUAAUUUUCUCAAAUGAUAUUGUUUAAUCAUUAAUGCACUAAAUUCAGAGCUCUAUCUCUGCCCCAUGACACUGCUACACUGCAGUUUUUAGAAUGUGUCUAAUAAGAUAUCCCUGCUCCAAGUUCCAGCUGAAAAAAGCCCACCUCUUGAUGGUUGGGAUUUUUUUAAUCUAUGAAUAUUUUUAUUUCCCAGAUGCAUUUUGUAGCAGUAACACUGCUUUUAACAAGCAUUUCUGUUAAAGCAUUUUAUUUACCUGGUGUGGCACCUAUUGAGUUCCAACCAGGCACUCUAGUUGAAGUAAAGGUAAGAAACAAAGAAAAGAACUUGACAUUUCUGUCACACAGAUUAAAUCAUGGAUUAAAUUAUUUUUGCCUCCAUUUUUGUUAGGAUAAUAGUUCCCCUUUCCUUGUCCAGCUUUAGUUUAUAAAGGGACUGAAUUUUUUGUGAGAUGGGGUUUGAUCAAAGCAUAUUCUCCAACAUAAAGCUAAUAAGCUAAUUAAGGAAUACUACGAAGGUACUAGAAUCAAAAUUUUAAAUAUAUAUAAUUUAAUAUAAGGUAUGAUUUUUAGAUAUAUGAAUGUGUAGAGCAGGGGUGUCAAACUCAAUUGCUUGGCGGGCCAAAACUCAAAUCACAGGUAAGGUUGGGGGUUGAACAGGAUAAACAUUCAGUAAUAAUAUAAAUGAAAACAGAAAAAAGUUUUUAUACCGUAGUUAAAAAUCAUUGGCAUACCCAUUUUCGCUCUUAUGCCGAUUGUGAGAGCUGAAAAUUUGGCACAUUUUCUUGGCUUCAAAAAAAAAGUAAUUUCAUUUAUGUUGGGAGUAACGUUCUAGGUGUCAUUGAGAUUCUCAUGAUGGACUGCAAGUGUGAUGUUUUGUUAAUCUUCAUUACAGAAAACAGCUUCUCACACAUAUAUGUGCUCUCAAGGUUCAAGGCACAUGUAGACAAAGCUGGGGCAUCUCUUCAGGAAUAAAACGAGUGAACUGUGCUGGCUCAACUGUGUCAUAUUUUGCAUUUAGUGUCUCAUUACACUGCAGCUCUAUUAGCUCCAUCUGCAAAUUUACAGGUGCAGUUUCAACGUCUUUGACAAAUGGGUUACGAAACAGCUCGAAAUUACUAUUCGGUCCUUCAAAGUCAUUAAAGCGAAUUCAGCGCGAAUGAAGCUAAGUUUUUCAGCAAAGUAUGCAUUCGGAAACACCAUAGCGUUGACUUGGAUAUAAUUGUACGGCAGGCCGGGUGGGGCCUGCAAGCCUUGAGUUUGACACAUGUGGUAUAGAGGAUAGACACCAGCUUCUCAAUCAUAUUGUUUAAUAUAAUCAUUUUAUUGUUUUUUUUAAAUUUUAUAUCAGGCUGUAAAGUUGACAAGCAUAAAAACUCAGCUGCCUUAUGAGUACUAUGCAUUACCAUUCUGCCAACCUCUUUCUGGUGUUGUUUAUAAAGCUGAAAAUUUAGGUUAGUAUACAUUCAUGUAAAAGUAUGAGAAUUUCCAUUUCUAUGUACUUAACCCUUUUUUAAGCCUAUAAUUUUAUUAGCUUUAGCAUACACUUGCAUCACUUAUUAGUUAAAAUACUGCUUCCAAAAUAUCUAUUAGGCUGGUGAACCAUCAACAUCUAGUUGAAAAAGAACUAUAUGAUUAUAAUAAAUAAAAUAAAACACGAAUCCUUAAUUUUUUUUUAUUAUGGGUGAAAAUAAUUUAGUUUACAUACUUAAUUUUAGCAGGUUAAAGAAAGAAAAAGCUGUAUAUUUGUCAUGGUAAAAAAACAUAAUUUUUCUUGGUUUUGCAUUUGUAAAUAUUCUGAAACAUACCACUCUCAAAUAUUCUUGUCACAUUUAAACUACCUUCCGUUAUAAUUUAAGUAAACAAGUUACAGUGCUCUAUGUCCAUGUGUUUUGAAAAAAAAAUUAAAUACAUUUUAUAGAUUGAUUAUUAUGAAUAAACAAACAAUUUUGGUUCAUUUCUUUUUGCAAAAGUGACCCUAUAACCUUUACGGCGGCGACCUUGAUUAAUAUUAUUCUAAACAAUUUAUUCAGUUCUUAAGAUUUAUUAGCUAUUCAUAGACUAGAUUAUGUUUAAAAACUAAUUUUAUAAUUUUUUAAAAAAUAUAGACCUUAAAAAUAAUAACCGACAUUUUGUUCAAAUUAAUAUUUAAAAAAACAUCAGUUAAAUACUAAAAGGUGCACAAUCUGAUGACCUGAUUUUUUUAAAACUUUUUUUUUAACAAUUAGGUGAGGUCUUGAGAGGAGACCGUAUUGUCAACACACCUUAUGAGGUAAACAUUAUACAUUGUAUUAUUUGUAUGCUUCUGUUGUAUUCUAACUAUAUUUUGCUCAAGAUCUCUCAUCUACAUUAUGAUUGUUUCUUCAAAAUUUCUGAUAAUAUUUUUACAUUAUGUUUGUUUCUUCGAAAUUUCUGAUAAUACUUCUACAUUAUGAUUGUUUCUUCAAAAUGUCUGAUAAUAUUUCGACAUUUUGGUUUCUUCCAACAUUUUAGGUUAAAAUGGCAACCAAUGUCAAGUGUAAAGCCCUGUGUCAAGACCAAAGUAAAAAGUUUAUUCCUGUGGUUUUAAACAAAGAUCAGAGUAAAGACAUGGCUGAUAAAAUAUUGCAUGAUUAUUAUGUACAUUUGUAAGUAAUAAUUAAUUGGUAAAUGAAUGAAUUAGAACUAGCACAUAUUAUGCAUAAUCUUAAUCUGCUGUGUGGAAUUUUCUAAAAUUAAAUGGUAUAUUUUUUACUAUAAUUACUGAUCUAGAGCAAAUAAUACUUUAAGCUUUUUAAAAUAUCAAGUUAUUUGGGUUAAUAGAAAUUUAAAAAAAUAAAUGGCCCGGUAUAUUCCUUUGAUGCCCUACAUAUUUCUUUAUAUAAUGCCUAUUAAAUUCAUUUGCAGCUACUGCUAGCUCCACUGUUGUAAUUGUUAUGUACCGUUAUAUGAUUAUGAAAAUUAAUGAUAGAGUGCCCUAACACUUGAUUCUUUGAGGACUGUUCAUACAUGUCUGGGUCAAUGUGAAAUGCUUUCAGCAUGUCUUUAAAGCAUUUCUUUGUCUCCCAGCAAACGGUUCCCUUCUCGAGCUCACCAUAAAAUGAUCUUUUGGGCAAACGGUCUUCUGAGAUUCUCGCAACAUGCCAUUAAUAAAGUUUGUAUGCUGGGGAGACCUUUUUGUGCAAGUACCUUAGUUUCUGGGAUCUUUUCCUGCCAUUUUAUGUUGAGUUUUUUUAUUUUGGAGUCUCAUGGUGUGAAAGUGGUUUAGUUUCCAUGCAUGGAGUUGAUAGACUGUCCAUGUUUCACAUGCAUAUGGUAGAGCUGUUUGGUACAGAACCUCAGUGGGUAAGACCAAAGUUUGUGCAGGCAUCCAGAAAGUUUUCAACACUGUGUUGCAUAUUAGCUUAUGAUUCAGCAUUAAGGCCACAGUCAUCACCAUAUAGAAAGCCCCUGAUGAUGUCUGUCCGGACUUUACCAUCAGUUCUGUAUCAGAUGCCGAUUCCAGUGUCUCCAUCACUGAAAGCAUCCGACAGCAUGGUGGAAAACAUGAUGUUGAAAAGUGUUGGUGCCAGGACACAACCUUGUUUAAUACCAUUAGACACAUGGAAUGGUUGAGACAUCUCUCUAUUUUCUAGGACCUUAGCCUGCAAACUAUUGUGGAAUUGCUGCACCAUUGAAAUGAACUUUUUGGGGCAUCCAUAUUCGCCCAUGAUCUUCCAGAGACCUUCUCUGCUGACAGUGUUGAAAACCUUGGUUAGGUGUAAAUAAGUGGAGAAUAGGUCAACAUUUUGUUCCUGAACUUUUCCAGCAGCUGUCUGGCAGCGAACACCAUGUAGAUAGUUUCACGCUCUUUGCGAAAACCACACUUUGCACUUAGGUUGCAAGAAAACACUGGGGAAAAAAUAUGAUCAUUUGAAAUAUUUUUCUUAGUUUUCUAAAUACAAAAAUUACAUCUAAUUCAUUUGAAUUAUCCCCUCUAAAAAUGGCGUAAAACCACAGAAGCAUCCUUUAGAGCCAAUGAUCAGCUCUUAUGACAGUUAGUGGGUUGAGAUGUGCAGCUAUGCUAUUUAUUUUCUGAUUUGAAUUAAUAUUUGCCUUUAUCUCUUAGGAUUGUUGAUAAUUUGCCCUGUGCAACACCUCUACAGAUGCCAGAUGGUCAAACUAUUUAUGAACAUGGUUAUAAACUGGGUGUUCUGUCAGGCAAAGAAGUGAGUUUAGUUUUUCUUUCAUCCUGUUUAUUUCAAGUUUCCAUAAAAAUGUCAGUGUUUAAUAAUUUAGUUAUAAAAGGUGAUUCUAGUUUCUUGAUUUGCUUAGAAAACUGUUUUAAUUUCUUGAAGGGAUUUUUUGUUUUUUUUACAUUAACUUCCAUGUUUGAUGUUAAGAUUUGGCUAUACAAAGGAAAUUCAUGGUUAAUAAUAGCUCAAUGAUCAUUUAAAUGAAAAAUAUAAAUAGUGAUUUAAUUACUUUAAACAUAUAACAAAAAAUGUUUUAUUGUUUUUCCAGGCUUAUGUACAUAAUCACCUGAAUCUCAUUCUCAGUUAUCACAAACGUGAAGAGUAAGUUUUCUUUCUGAAAUCAAUGAAUUAGAAUGGGACAAAUAACAAUUUAGGAAAGGGAACAAUGUAUGGAUUUUUUCUAUAUAAUUAUUGUUUGAGCUCUCUUGCUUUCUUGUUAUUUAAAAAAAAAAAACAACUAAAUUUUGAUGCUAUUUGAAAUUUUGUAUCUUUUACACAGGAAUGCUCUUCGAGUUGUAGGAUUUAAAGUUAAACCCCAAAGGUAAGGCCAUCUCUAGGGUACAUUUAUAUAUUUUUUAAGAGUACUAUAUAAUUUAAAUAAUCAAUAUUUUCUUUUAAUUUCUAUGAAACUGGUCGCUGGUAUUAAUUAAUAAAAGCAAUCAGAAUUAGUUAAGAAAUAAAAUGUGUAAAAGGAUAUAAUUUUUUUGUUGGUUAGUAAAAAUUUUAGAAUAAAACCUUUGUAACAAGAGUUAAAGCUUAUGUUUCAAGUGUUGCGAUGUUGUUUCAAAAAAAAUAAAAAUUGUCCUUUUCGCCUAGAAAGUUUCAUUAAUAAUAAUGCUUUAGUCUGCUGCAUGAUCUUGAAAGUUAAGAAAAAUUGAAGUAGUAUAUAAACUUUUUAAGCUUUGCCAAAGGAGAAAUCAAAGUCGAUGAGAAUAGUGGAGAGUGUGAAAUUUCAGCAUCCAAAAAUCCUCAAAAGAUUAAUGAUGAUGGUAUGGAAAUUAAAAAUAUUUUUUCUACUUAUGGUUUAAAUUUAAAAAAAGUUGUAUUCUGAAUUGUUAUACCAAUAGUUAAGCAAGAAAGUUUUUGUUUUUAAAUGUGAAGUCUCAGUAAGUUGUGCUUUGAAUUAAUGUUCUGACCGAUAGAACAUUUUAAUGAUAUCAUUGAGACAACUAUUCCUAAUUUAUAUCAGCUUCAACGGAUGUAUGGUUCACUUACUCUGUUGAAUGGGAAGAGAGUGAUGUUGGAUGGGCCUCCAGAUGGGAUAUCUACCUGGCUAUGAGUGAUGUGCAAAUUCACUGGUUCUCUAUCAUCAACUCUGUUGUUGUAGUCUUUUUUCUCUCAGGUUAGAAAAUGAAGCAUUAAUCUACAUUUUUAAGUAUAAAUUUGAGAAGUCUUUAUUGUAAUCUCAGAUAAAUAUACUUUAGUAUUUUCUGACUUUGUUUCAUUCAACAUUUGACAAGCAAUUUUUAUGGCACAGUACAGUCAAAAUAUGUUAUUUGAGAUUACAAAAAAUAUAUAUUUAAAUAAAAUACAGGAAGCAAUAUCUUUUUUUAAAGAAGGAUGAAAUGCUUACCGGUACUUGAAUAUUAAAGUACCGGUAAAAUUUAAAAUUGAUUAAUCUAAAGAAAGAGAUCUUUAAAAUUGUGUAUUUUUAUUGACCAAUGAAGUGCUCCACCUAUUGUUGAAGUUUAAGCUAUAAUUUUAUUUGGUCUGCAUAUUAUCUUGUGUAUAUAUUAUAUGUGCUUAUCAGUAGAAAUUUUUACUGUGGAGAAUUUUAACUUCAUCUGCAAACUUCAGUGUAAAUUAUUUUUUUUAAAGGUAUUCUUACCAUGAUUAUGGUGAGAACACUACGUAGAGAUAUUGCUCAAUACAAUAAAGAUGAUGACCUGGUAAGUGUAUUGUAAAACUUUUCAAUAGACAGAAAAUAAUAAUGGGGAAAAUAUAUGGAUAAAAAGUAAUUUAUAAAAUCACACUUCAGCAUAAUUAUACUUUGUAAUUUUUAAUAUAAAUGAAGUAGAGCACUAACCAACAACUCGGCAGACCAUUUGUUUCCAUUAAUGAAAUAAACAGCAUAUUCAUACAUCCAUUUCUUUAUUGAGGUACUGGCAUAGUAUAAUCCUUUGCAUUGCAAUACUUUUUCAAAUGAUGUACCAUACAGUGGAACCUCUGUUAGAGAUCUUAAUCCGUUCUUAAUCAAAACUUUUGCAAAACAGUUUUCCCCACUGAAAUCAAUGUAAAUUCAUUAGAUCUGUUCCAGUCUUAGAAAUUGGGUAAUUUUACAAUUUCAAGUGUUUAUCCGUAUUGAAAAAUAAUGAAUGAAUUUUCCGGAAAUGCCACAUGGCAUUAUCAGUCAAAAUAAUCUCUUUCUUUACUUCCACACUAACACAAUUCCUAUUAAAACUAGUGUUUUUUAAACACUGAUCUGGUGUGAUUGUGUGUACUGUGUACUGGCUUAUGUUUGUAACCCAAAGUAUCGUUUGUUAACCAUGACAAAAAUUGUUCAUGAAAUGGAUCUUUAGUCAUCAGAGGUUUCACUGUAUAUCCUUAUGAAAUGCUUUAAAACUAUUUAAAGAAAAUUUGAUGAACUCGAAGCUUAAAGAAAUCAUAUUGUAAACAAAAUAAAUAAGCUUAUGUUAUAAUUUAUUAGGAUGAGACUGUUGAAGAGACAGGAUGGAAACUAGUCCAUGGAGAUGUGUUCAGGCCACCUCGGUUUUCGAAACUUCUUACUUCUCUGAUUGGAGCUGGCAUUCAGAUUUUUUUCAUGGCACUUAUUACUAUUUGUAAGUUUUAUAUUUUUCCGUAACCCUAUAACUGUCAUAAUGGACAAUCAUCCGGGGUUAUGCCCCUUUCUGCGGUGUGAUGAUGGACAAUUAUAUCCCCUACUAGCAAAAUCGCCAUUAAAAAUGUGCUUUAUUUAAUGUACUUUGAUUAAGGAAUUGGUUUAUAGAAUUGAGUUUGCUUCCUAAUUGUAUUUCUAUGUCUGUGUAAACUUGCUUUUAUCAGGGCUUGUUUUGUGAUUAAUCAGGAUUGAAGUUUGCUCAAUCUUUUUGACUGCCAUUAUGUCUGAUGCUGGAGAGGAUUCCCUUCUAGAUUGAAAAUCAACAUAGACUUUCUUUAUUAGAAUUAUAUCAAAUGGAUUAAAAGGAAAACAAUGAUUCGGAGAUAUUCCAUGAGAUAGUAAUGACAGUAUUAGUUCCAGCCUUGAUGGCGACAUGAGAGUCAUCUAUUGAAAAUGUUAGCCCUAAGCUUAGUCGUAUUGUUACAGACAAAUUUGCUUGGGAAAUGUAACACACCUACUCUGACAUGGCGUGAGCUUAUUUCUUAUGCUGUGGGUUAUGUCAGUAGUAUGGUUACUUAUGUUAUGUUGAUGUUUCAGGAUGCCGACUAAGGCUUCUUCAAUCUUCCACUUAUAAUCCGGGCACGCAAAUAAGAAUACUGAAUCCUGGUUAAACUUACAGUACUUUAUUGAACACACUUUAUAUUGAUAAUAUUAAUAAAUAAUCCUUGCAUGAAUGUAAUUUCACAUAUAUAAAUAAUCCGGGCACGCAAAUAAGAAUACUGAAUCCUGGUUAAACUUACAGUACUUUAUUGAACACACUUUAUAUUGAUAAUAUUAAUAAAUAAUCCUUGCAUGAAUGUAAUUUCACAUAUAUAUAUAUAUCCAUAGUACUCCAUCAUUAAUAAAGACACGUCCUCACACUAAACUGUCAACUGUCUAAUCACACAGCUCUCACGCUACUGACUCUACUGCUCUGCGCUCAGCUCUCACUAUCUCAGUCAACUCCUACUUUAUUACCAGCAAAGCGUGGAAAACAACCGCUCUGACAAAAACAUAAUUUUACUCUCCAAAAACGUGGAGUUCACAUUUGCAUCUCAAAAAUACAUGGUCAACACAAUUCACUGUUCACUCAUGCUACCUCUCUGUUUUCAUGUGAAAUGUUUUCAUGUGAAAACAUAGUCCGUUACAGGAAAGAAUGGAAAUUGAACAUAAAAGACAAAGAUUGCAUCCCAAAGACCUACCCUAAAAAUAUUUAAAGACGUUUAUGUCUGUGUUAGUUUUGGAGUAUUAAUUAAUUUAAAAAUGGAUUGAUUAACUUCAAUUGGAAAGGAAUUUUUAAAACCUAUUUUGUGUUUUCCCUCAUAUAUUUUGUGUGACAGAAAUUUGAAGGUAGUGAAUGAAAAGUAUGUACCUAUAACUUUACAUUUUCUGAAAGAAUAUUUCUUUUAGUAUAUAAAAAAAAAUCUGAUGUAAUAAUAGAUAGAUCAAAAUAGUGAGAUUGGGGUAGGUUGAAUUCAGAAGUUGAGUAAUACAAUUUUACUCAGUGUUAAGGUCAAUAUCAACAUAAAUAAUAUAAAAACUAAUUCUUUUUCAUACCAUUUGAUUGCUUCUUAUCCAAUGUACUUUCAGAAAAUAUAUAUAUAUAUGUAAGUGUCUCUAACGUCAUUUUCUAUGGGAUUUUGUUAUUUUUAUACAAGUUACAAGCAUAUCGAAAUACUGAAAAUGGCUUGACACCACAGUACAAAUGCACUUGACAGUUAUAGGGUUAAUUAUAAAAUUAAGUAAGCUAAUACCAGUAAAAAAUGUCUUUUUAGAUUUAAUUAAAAUAGAUUUUUAAAAAUCAUUUAAAUUAAUUACUUCUAAAAGAUAAAAUGUUACUUCCAUUUCCAUGCAUAAAUUAUAUUGGCUUUCUUAAAUUCUGUUUUAAAUUAUCUGUUGAAACUGUAACUGGAAUAUAUUUGGCUUGUUUAGUCUUCGCUAUGUUGGGCAUGUUGUCACCAUCAGCUCGAGGUUCUCUGAUGACUGUAGGGAUAUUCCUGUACAUGUUUAUGGGGUAAGUGAACAAUAAAUCAUAUACCAAUCUUGAAUAUUGUUAUUUCUAUGGUCUGCAUAUUCUCAGCAGCUGUGCAUGUGAAAGUCUAUUCUUAUUUUAAAGUAAAUUAAAGUGUAGAAAAUUUCUGUUACUAACAUGGCAUUUUAAAGAAAAAUGAAAAAAUAUGUGUUCUUUUUAUUUUAGUCUUUUUGCUGGGUAUUUUUCUGCUCGACUCUAUAAAACUAUGAAGGGCUUACAAUGGAAAAAAGCAGCAUUCCAGGUUGGUAUAUUUUCAUGAUAGGGUUGAGAGGUUUGUGCAAUACAUGAACUGAACGUUUUAUUUACUUAAUUAUGAAAUUUUUUUUAAUCAUCUGCUGCAAUAUUUUAAUUAUACACCAUUCAAUAUCUAAAAUCUCAUCUAAUACAUCAUUUAGUAAAUGAUUUUUUUCUACAGACUGCAACAGUUUACCCUGCUAUUAUGUUUGGUAUUGGUUUGUUACUUAACUUCUUUAUCUGGGGAAAACAUUCCUCUGGAGCUGUAAGUUUUUAAGAAUUUUUUUUUUAUCAGUUGAAUAAUAACCAGCAGUUUUACAUUUUAAAAAUUAUAAGAAACUAUUACAGUAAAUUAAUUUUGUGCGCAUUUGGUUCCUUAUAAAUACCAUGUGAGUAAAAUCUUUUGUCUUACAUUUUUUUUUAAAACAUUGAUUUUUUAGUUUUGAAGCAACAAAUAAAGCUAAUUUUCUAUAAAUGAAUAUGUAUUUUAUUUGUGUGUAAGGAAGGAUGCCCAAGUUGCACACUCAGUGCAUUAUAUAAAAAUACACCCCAUAAAGUAGUGGAAUGGUGGAAUGUGUAUAGUUUUCUCAAUUCUCUUAAUACAUUUCAAGGUUCCUUUUACCACCAUGCUUGCCUUGUUGUGCAUGUGGUUUGGCAUCUCCUUACCGCUUGUCUUCAUGGGCUUCUACUUUGGGUUUAGAAAACAGGUAAGUCCUCAGUCAUGCAUAGUUAAUUCUUUUAUUAAAGAAUGAUUUUAUUUUUAAACAUUAUUUGUAUAUUUUCUUUUGAGAAGGCUGCAGAGAAAAUAGGAAGAAAAGAUAUUUGCUAAAAUGUUUAUAAUAAAUACUAAAUUUUUAUUAGCGUAACUUAACUACUAAUUUCCUUAUAAUUUUUCCUAGGCAUAUGAGCAUCCGGUAAGAACCAACCAGAUUCCGAGACAAGUUCCAGAACAAACUUGGUACAUGAAUCCCUUCCUUGGGUGAGUUAAAAUCUUUAUUUUAAUAUUCAUUCAAAAUAACUCCCAAUUGUUAAUAAUGAUUUUUUAACAAAAAUAUUGUAAUUAUUUAAUCGUAUCGGUAAUUCUUGAAAAAUAUCUGCUUAAAAAUCAUGUUGAUUUCAAUGCUAAGGUCAAACCAAACUAAGUUUAUCAACUUUUGUUGUAAAUUAACAUAAAUGACACCAUUGGUGUCUUGUAGGGAUGUCACCAUCAGAGGGGAUGUGACCAAAAUGUCUGCAUUUUGUGCAGAAUUUCAUCUAAUUUUCCCUGUAUAAUAUAUUAAAUAAUAAUAAAGCAUUUUUUGAGAUCACCUCUAAUGAUUACAUUAAUCCUUGUAUGGCAUGCUCUUGAAUCAUCAUUAGUAGGCUAGAUUUAUGUUACAAAUCAGUGUUGGUGUCUUUUUUUUUGUUUUGUAAGUGUUGAACAGUAGUUCUUUUCUGUCAUUUUGUGUGCAAAUAGCAUGUACAUUGCUUUGCAGAGUGGAAAAACAUAUUGCUUUUCAAGCAGUAUCUAGCCACCAGGAAAAUUAUCAUAUUUCAAAAAGUCAAUGCAAUUUAAUUAAGUUCAAUGCUAUUAACAGUACUCAAUCAACAUUUUGUUUUCCAUAUUCUGGUUUCUAGGACGCUAAUGGCAGGAAUUUUACCAUUUGGCGCUAUGUUCAUUGAGCUUUUCUUUAUCUUCACUGUGAGUAUUGUUUUUCAAUUGUAGAACUUUAAUGAAGCAUCUUGUGUAUUUAUAUUAUUAAUUAACAUAUAUAGUCUUAUUUCUAUAGCUGAUCCAACUGUUUAUAUAAAUAACAUAGGCAUCCGAUGGAGGUGAGGAGUCUUGACUAUUACAUUUAUAUGAAAAAUUAUGUUUAUUUUGGAGCUCUUCAUUAACAAGAGAAUAAUUUCUGUGUUUUUUUUGGUUUAAAAUUUCAGGCCAUAUGGGAAAAUCAGUACUACUAUUUGUUUGGCUUCCUGUUUCUGGUUUUCAUCAUUUUGGUGGUGUCAGUGUCUCAGAUAGCUGUUGUCAUGGUCUACUUCCAGUUGUGUGGUGAAGUAAGUUCAUAAUAGUGAAGAAGCAGCUUAAGCAUAAAUCUCUUAAAUCACGAGGAUAUGUCAUUUCAUUCCUUGGAGAAAUCUUAGUUUCUAUUGAGCUAUAUAUUUAACUAAACUUGAUUGCACAUAUAAAUGAUGUUUUUGUUUAUUUAAAAAAAAUUAAACAUGUAUACAUUUAUAAAUUGAUUACGAUUCUGAACUAGAUUGUAACAUAGUAACUCCUUUUUUCUUGUAUGGCAGGAUUACCACUGGUGGUGGCGAACUUUUGUAGUGUCAGGUGGAUCAGCUGUUUAUGUAUUUGCCUAUUCUGUUUUCUAUUUCAUUACCAAGGUGAGUUUGUAGAGGAUCAUCUUAAAAUUCUUGACAGAAUUUAGUGUUAUUAUAGAUUGUAUUUUUAGGAUACUUUCGGGGGAAUUCCAACUUUUUCAACUUGAAUUUCUCAUGUAAAAUUAUGGCCAUUUUUUUUCAACUGUCACAUUUCUUUAGAGGAUGUAAUACUUUUGGGCCCAUCUUUUAACAUUGAAAAAUCAAGCUUCUGUUUUAAUGCCUAUUUUAAUUGAAGACUGUUUCUAUAAGAAAACAGUCAGUGGAUUUUUGUUUUUCAGAAUAUCAAUGAAUUUACAUCAAUAUGCACUUUUCAAAACAAUGUCUUUGCCAACUUUGAAUUAUUCAAAUGUUUAGAGACUCAUUUUUAACAAUUUGCGACAUUUAUGACUAUUUAAGUUAUAAGUCUAGAUCUAAUUUUAAAAGUGGGCAAUAGCACUGUUGCCCUGUGGAAUCUGAGUUGUAUAGUAUAACUCCCUGAGUUUUAUGUAACUUGAGUUGUAUAGUAUAACUUCCUGAAUUGCAUUCAAAACUUUGUGAAAGAUAAAAACAAGCUAUAUAAAUUACCAGAGUUGUUUGUAAACUUGGGAUAAACCUUAUUCCUCAAUUGAGACGUGGGCAUUAGCCAAAAAGCACAUGAUGUGUUCAUACUUUGUGUGUAAAAUCACAUCUCUUUGUUAUAUGGUAUCCAUUGAAUAUAUGGUAUUCAUCGAAUAAUAUAUGGUCUAUGACAUUUCAGAUCAGGCUCAGUUGAGAGUGAAGUGUAUUUAUUUUUACCUUGAUUUUUCUUUUCUUUUUUUUCAGUUGGAAAUCACAGAGUUUAUUCCAACACUGCUGUACUUUGGCUACACAAUUUUGAUAGUGUUCACUUUCUGGGUCUUCACUGGCACUAUUGGAUUCUUUGCGGCAUACUGGUUCAUUAGACGAAUCUAUGGAGCCAUCAAGAUUGAUUAAUGCUCAUGAGGAAUUAAAUUGAAGAAUAGCUGGUUGAGAUAAAUGGAAAAAAUGCCAUUGUAAGAAAGUUUGUACAGUCCUAAUGUCCAGAAUUUAAAUGAGAAUUAAAGGCUAAGAACAAUUGAUACACAAUAGACUGGAGGUUCUGCUUGAUGCUUGUAUAGUGUUACAUUAUGUCUGAUAAAAGGUACCUAUUUUUAAAAUGUGUAAGCUGGUUUAUGCAGCUUUUAGCUCUGAUUUGAAAUGCACAUAACACAGAAUAAGUUUGAAUUACAUCAUUCAAUGACAUUUGAAAGCUGUGUUGCAAACAUAGAUGAAUGUUAAUUUUUUUCUUGCGUUGAUAGAAACACCUGGCUUCUCUAUAACUUCAGUGUGUACAUUAGAGCCUUUGAGAAUAAAAGUGACUUUGAAUGGAGAGCUCAGAUUCUGUUGGGUUAUUUAGAAAAUAUGUUUUUAAUUAACAUUGUUUUUUACUAAUUUUUUAAACCUUUUUUUUUCUGUAUAAUUUAGCACUUUCUUUAAGCCUGUUUUUAAAUAAAAUGAAUGUUAGGCAAUAUAUUUCAAUUUUACUAUUGAAUCCUUAGAGGUUAUUAAAUUAGUUUUAUAACAGCUGGUGAGCAUUUGUCUCAUAAAUUCUUAAUUGUAUUUCAUUUUUGAACUGAAUAACGCAAUUGCUUGCAAUACUUCAUUUGUCUAAAAUAUAUAAUUAAAAUCAUAAAUAAUGCUACACAAAUCUUGGCUUCCCAGAGGAGAAACUUAAAAAAGAAAAUUCAAACUAUUUUAUAAAAAGAAAUUUUGAGUGUCCCAUUUUCUUUUUUCUCACUAUCUGAUAUUUGUAUUAAUCGCAACCAUGAGUGUAUUAUUAUUUAAAAAGUACAUUAACAAUACUACAGAUUUGGGUCAUUGAAUCUGUGAUCGUUGAAAUAUUUGGUGGUGAAUUGCGUUGGGAAAUGUGUUUUUUCAUUUCUUUAUGUGAGAUGUGUGAAUAAGUUUGAACUAGAAUUAUGUAUAAAACGAAUCACAUGGUUUUUUAAGAUUUGAGCUCUAAGAUUUAUUAUUUCUCCUUGGAGUUUUGGACCAAAGGAGGUUUAUUUUUUUAAAAAUGUGGGUUCUUAUUUUUUUGUGUUACUGUUGAGCAGGCCUGCACACCAUGAACAUGCGACCCGUGGCCCGCCAGCACCCACUUUGCAGUCUGCAAAAUAACAAAAUAUUUGAAUUAUUUUCUUUAUAACUUUCCCCCUGUCCUAUUUUUUUUGGCCUGCUCAAGUUUUUCAUAAAGUAUUACUGUAUUACGGCCCGGCUUACAUUUUGAGUUGUGCAGGCCUGCUGCUGAGAAAUCUGAAUGAUGCUAAGGGAUGAAACUUGUGAUAUGAGUGGCUUUGUUAUGAUUUACAUUACAUCAGUACAUUACUAUGUCAUUUGAUCUUUUAUUUACUAUCAUUGAGUUACACUUAAUCUGCCACUUCAGAUCAUCAUCAAUGUUUGCUUCUCAGUUCUGUUACACAAGGAUGAAACUUGUAAUAGAAACAUGAUUCAUCACUUAAAUGCACUGUUAAAACAAUAAUAUUUCUAUUACAUUUUAAAAAUAAUUUAUUUACCGGUAAUUAAAAAAUAAGGGUUGUAAGAUAUAUGACGCCCAACAAACCCUUGACUAACAAAUUCUAUUUUAAGAAAUGAAUUAUGAUUAAUGCUCAGAAUCGACAUUCGUGGCAACUAGAAUAUACCAUACCAAGGCUAAUCUUUUUGUGUUUCAAUCUGUUUUGCAACAUAUCAUUCUUCUAUCAAAGUUUUGUAAAUAUUAAUUUUACAUUACUGAUUACAUCAGUUACCCUACUAACUGUUCUGUCAUUAGUAAGUUGUAACUUGAGAUGUACCAUUAACAUUAGUUUUAAAGCUAACUUAAACUUCAGACACUUUGUUGAUAUAAGAGUUUGAAUUGAUGGAAGUUUAACUUGUCUUUUCAUCUCCCAUGCUAAAAGAAUGACGCCUACUCAUUUUCAGUUCAAAUAAAUAAACAUCUGUCUUUCUGUACCUAAAAGGAUUUGAUGCUUUUGUUUGUUUUAAAUGUAGGAGGUAAGUUCCAUAUAAUUUCAUAUUUAUCUUCAAGUAAAGAAGCACAUAGAAAUAUACUUGACCCUAAAAGUGUAGAAGAAAAACAUUGAAUUAUUUGACAGAAAAAGAAAGAAAUAUUGUUUUCAAUAUAAUUUGAUGACCUGUCCAGUAUGUUGUUUUGUAUGUUAGAAGAGCAUGGUUAUUUGUGAUAUUUUUGUUUAAAUGGGGUCACAUUCCAGUGAUUAAGUAAGCAACAUCAAUCCUUGAAAAACUGUUGGUAUUAGUGUGUAUAGUAUAAUCAUGCCUUGUGGUGAUAUGAUCCCUGAUCAUUAUAUUUUUUUUUGGUUGUACCAUACUAUUGUAACCUAUUUAUAGAUAUUUUUCUUCAGUUUUUUUAAAGGUUCCCAUCCCUUUCAUUGAGGAUGUAUUCAGCCCACUACUUUAAAUCUUGUUACAAUUUACAGGUGUAGUAAAUGGCACCAUUUAUAUUUUAACAUCCAAAAAAAAAAAAAAAAAAGAGAAAGAACAAGUAGUUUUAGUAUCACAUGUUUGGUAAUAAAAUAUUUAUAGAUAUUUUUCUUCAGUUUUUUUAAAGGUUCCCAUCCCUUUCAUUGAGGAUGUUUUCAGAUUAAUACUUUAAAUCUUGUUACAAUUUACAGAUGUAGUAAAUGGCACCAUUUAUAUUUUAACAUCAAAAAAAAAAAAAAAAAAAGAGAAAGAACAAGUAGUUUUAGUAUCACAUGUUUGGUAAUAAAUUAUUUCUUUUUUAAAAAUAAUACAGGCCAACUAUAACUAAAAACACUAGAGAAUGAUCUUAUAAAGUUAAUAACCUCAUGUAAUGAGUUCAAAUAUAUGUUCAAUCAUAAAAGUAUGUAAAGUGUUUAUUAUUACGUUACAUUCAUGUUAACAUCUAUUUUGUAACAGAUUUAAGAAUGAAGACUGAACAUUUUACCUUUCACAUUGGGCCAAGGUAAAAUUAUUGGGUCAGUCUUGGUUCAUUUGAUCUGUUUGGAUCCAUUAUUUUUCCACAUUUUCCUAUUACCCUGCAGGUAUCUGUAGUAUGUUUAUCAUUUAAUUCAUGAACAUUUUUAUUAAGUGAGGUGUACUUUGUAUGUUAAAAAAGUAAAAAAAUCUAACGUUGGGAAAUAUCACUUUAUCCUCCACCAAUUUUGUUAUUGGCACUUGGAUUAACAAACGAAGAGCAUUAUAAUUCUAUGAAAUUAGUUAUCAAUUUUAUUUUGUGGCUAACCAAUCUGUUUUUUUUUAGCUUAGUACAAGGGAAUAUUUGGGUUUUUUUGGGGGGAAUAUUUUUCAUCCUUUUAAUUAAUUUGUUACAUAUGCACCAUCACUUUAGUGUAUGUAAAUAAUGUCUUAUCACUAUCUUUUUAAAUUCAUAUUUGUUUUGAUUCUGCUUUAGCAUAUAUAUAUUUAUAUAUAUAAAACUUAUAUAGAACUUUGUUCUUUUGUGUAAACAAUUUAAAUUAAUUACAAAGUAAUGGGAUUGACAAAAAUAAUUUGGUUAAAAAACAUAAUGUGGUUAUUAAAAUGCUUGUUAAUUGUUCACUUUUGUUUAUUUCAUUGCUCUUUAAAUUUGUGUCUACAUUUCAUACAUUGACUCAGUUGGCUUCGGACUUAAGUUUUUUUAAAUUUGACAAUAGAUAGGGUAUAAACAUUUUAUUUAUUAGAUUCUGUGGGAAUUGUAAUUAACAGACAUUGGGUUUCAACAUAAUUUAAACAUGUAAAUAUAAAAUAUUGAUGGAUUUAUGGUCAAUUAUUGAUGAUUUUUUUUUGUCCUGUUUUCAAAAGCACAUCAAAAAUACAACCACUUACAUUUUUGUUAAUGUGCAUAUUUAAGUGAGUUUUGUUGCAAAAAUACAAAAAAAUCUCUGUAUGCUGACAAACACAUAUUGACCCAGGCAUGGUUUACUUCCUUGCUUGCUGUCACCACAAGCAAAGAUGUGGAUUAAUAAAUUUUAAAACAGACUUUUUAAGUACUAGACUAAAUGCUAUCCAAUCCUACAUUUAUUAUUUUACAAGCUGAGUUUACUCUGAUUCAGAAAAUCUCUUUUUAAAAAAGUAUUCAAAGUAUGAUGGAAAUGUUGUUUCUUAAUACUUAGGUAUUAUUAAAAGCCUAAGUAUUCAACUGAAUGGUAUUUAAUAUCAAUAUUGAAUUACAAAAAGCUGCA